Molecule: messenger RNA, 1047 nt
Organism: Postia placenta MAD-698-R-SB12
Lineage: Eukaryota; Fungi; Basidiomycota; Agaricomycetes; Polyporales; Adustoporiaceae
Exons: 7
Coding region: 1-1047 (348 amino acids)
Source: RefSeq, a predicted model, not a curated record
AUGGCAGGGUGGGCGCUUAGCGCCGCGCACUCGCGGGCGCUUCAACGGACACAAGGAGACUUGUCUACUCCGCGUGAGGUCAAAGAGACGCUGGAAAAGAAUCCAAUAGACGCCCUAUAUUGCUCAGAAUGUCGCACGCUGAGGGAAAAGAAGAUCGGACAUGAGAAUGCGGGACGCCUACCAUGGGAUCCGCUCGGCGUCAUGAGUGUGGGACUGCAAUUCGCGGGAACACGUAGGUCAAGUGGGUCUCACCUGAGAGGAGCAGAGUUAGAGAGCUGGGCGAAACGCUGGUGGGAGGGAGGUAGCCAUGGUAGCCAUCUCCGUAUGUUCUCCACACUUCGACAGAAUAUCCGAGAGACUGGCGUAACGCAAAAAAUGCGGCUCCAUUCCCGCUUCACGGAUGUUGCGGUCUCUCACGGAGUUAGCACACAGCACCACAAUCGUGACGUGGUGACGCACCCAUGCAAUGCAGAGUUCGAGCAGCACUUGCUUAUACCGAUGGUUAUUUGGCAAUCAUCGGGCGAGAGGAUGAGCGGGACAUAUAACAAACCGCAUUCUGAUAGGCUUUCGGGAUCAGUCGCCAUGAACGGGUCAAAACUUGUACGUCACACAACUCUUAAGACGUACAAACCAAUGCCGUACGAGCAUCAAGCCUGGUAUUCCCUCUUGGUCAAAGAUACAUUCUCCGGAUUGUGGCUGAGGCAGCUUCUUUACGUUGAGAUCAUCCGUCCCGGAUCGCAGCAUGAAUGCACUGACGCAUGCAAUCAAGGCGUAUGUACGGGAUCCACUGGCAACGCAUGCCAAAAGGGUCAUAGAGCAAGCGUCCUGCUAGUAACAUACGUGGUGAUACGCGCUCGGCAGAGCAUCCCCAAUUCGCGUGUUGUCAUCGAAUUUGACCAUUUCCAUUGCACAGAUCGUGGGUGGUCCCUGAUGGCUUUUGCCGAGCGCAUCUGGCUACAAGCAUUUUGGCAUAGGAUUAAAGGCGAAGACAAGCACAAGCCAACGGUCGACAAAGUUGGACGCAUGAAGCUGGCGAUCAGGCGGUGA